AUGAAGAGCCUUUUGAGAUACAUCAUCCUCUCCCUAAUCUCAUCCACUACCGCUCUCACUUUUCAUCACAAGCCGUCAUCGACUGACUACCACGCCAACGCCGGCGUCCUGCAAUAUGUCAACCCUCUCAUCGGCACCCGCGGCUACGACCCCAAUGACCUCGGCGGCAUGAUCCCCUCUGUAUCGCCUCCCUUCGGCAUGACCCGGUGGACGCCCCAAACCCGCGAAAACUUCAUCUCCCAGGUCCCCUACAACGACCGCGACCGCCGCAUGCACGGCUUCCAGGCCACCCACCAGCCCGCCAUCUGGAUCGGCGAAAACGGCCAUGUGACGCUGAUGCCGGGCCUGGGAGACGAGAUCCAACCGCUGUUCCAGCACCGCGGGCUGGCUUUCCGCAAGGAAGACGAGAGGAGCACGCCGUACGUGUAUGAGGUCACGCUGGAUGCGGAUUCGGGAGGCGAGUUUGGGUGGAAUCUGACGGAGCAGGCGACCGCUUCGGCACAUGUCGGGCAUCUUCGCGUUGAUUUCCGGGAUACUAAAGAACGCCAGCCGUACUUUAUCAUCCAGGCGAGCCGACUCAACUGGACUGGCCAUGUCGAGAUCCAUCCCGAGGCUCAAGAGGUGUCGGGCAGUAACUCUCAGCGACAAGAGUAUCUCCUAGGGCCCGACAAGCCCGAGUCCUUCCGGCUCUAUUUUGUGUCGCGCUUUUCUGCGCCCUUUACGUCUCAUGGUGUCAGUCACGCAGGUGACUUGUACAGAGGGCAGAGAUACAUUGAGGACAAGUUUGUUGGAGCGUAUGUCACCUUUGACAAGUCGGUUCAAAGAGUCGAGGUGAGGACUGGCGUCUCGUAUGUCAGCGUGGAGCAAGCCAGGAAGAAUCUCGACAUUGAUAUACCAGAUGGGACGGCGUUUGAAACCACUGUCGAAAACGUCAAAUCCGCCUGGCUGGAAAGACUAGGCAGGAUCAACAUCUCUGGGGUAAACGACACCGACGCAGAUCACGAUCCGCGAACCAUCUUCUACACAGGCCUGUUCCACGCUCUGCAGUAUCCCAGCGACUACUCCGAACCCACCACCUCGUCUGAAGGAGGAAUGCGCCGUUUCUACAGCGGCUACACGGACAGUGUCCACGAGGCAGACGACUCAUACUACCAGUCUUGGUCCAUCUGGGAUACCUACAGGGCAGAGCACUCGCUCUUGACCAUCUUUGCCCCGGAACGCGUCAAUUCCAUGAUGCGGUCACUGCUGCGCAUCUUCGACUGGUCAGGCCGGCUACCGCUGUGGAACAACAUGAUUGAGAACAACGAAAUGAUUGCCACGCACGUCGACGCCGUGAUUGCAAACGCCCUGGUCCGAGGCUUCGACGACUUUGACGUCUCCAGGGCCUGGGACGCCGUCUACGUCGAUGCUUACGUGCCGCCCGACAACGACACCGAUCUUCUCUAUUACUCCAGAGAACCAAACACUCCUUACGAAUGUCGAGCCGGACUAACAAGUUACCUCGAGCACGGCUGGGUCGACAACGAUCGAUGGGCGGAGUCAGCCAGUCGCACACUGGACUAUUCCUUUGACGACUUCGCCGCAGCCGUGGUGGCUGAGCAUGCGGGCGAUCUGGAGCAUGCAAAAGAGCUGCGAGAGCGUUCGCAAAACUACAAGAAGCUGUGGAACCCCGAGACGCAGUUCAUGCAGGCUCGAAACGCAAACGGGACAUGGGCAAACGAGUCGUGGGGAUGGACAGAAGGCGACAAAUGGAUCUACACGCUCAACGUGAUGCACGACGUCGGCGGUUUAGCCUCGCUGUUCAAGGGCGGCAAGAAAGCUAUGAAAGCCCGCAUGGACGAGUACUUCACGGGAGGGCACAACAUGCACAGCAACGAACCCUCGCAUCACGCCCCCUAUCUGUACUCGGCCAUUGGAUAUCCCGCCGAUGCGGCACGGCAGAUUCGCGAGCUGGCGUGGGAGAAUUACAAUGCUACUGCUUCGGGGCUGAGUGGGAAUGAAGAUUUGGGUCAGAUGAGCGCUUGGUACGUCUUGUCUGCGCUGGGGUUUUAUCCUGUGAAUCCGGCGAGCGAUGAGUAUGUUGUUGGGACGCCGUUCUUUGACGAAGUCGAGAUAUUGUUGCCUCCUGGACCGGGGGAUGAUGGAAAGGAGCAUACGCUGGUGAUUUCGGCGCCGGGGGCGGGAACCGAGGGGAGGGCGUAUGUGAAGAGCUUAAAGGUCGAUGGCGAGGACAUUCAUAGGCCGAUGUUGAAGCAUGGACAGGUUGUCAAGGCGAGGAGGAUUGAGUUUGAGAUGAGUGAUGAGCCUACGAGUUGGGGUCAAGAGGGGACGGUGUAA
Molecule: messenger RNA, 2337 nt
Organism: Trichoderma reesei QM6a
Lineage: Eukaryota; Fungi; Ascomycota; Sordariomycetes; Hypocreales; Hypocreaceae
Exons: 2
Coding region: 1-2337 (778 amino acids)
Biological process (GO): glycoprotein catabolic process; carbohydrate metabolic process; protein deglycosylation
Cellular component (GO): cytosol; nucleus
Molecular function (GO): carbohydrate binding; peptide-N4-(N-acetyl-beta-glucosaminyl)asparagine amidase activity
Source: RefSeq, a predicted model, not a curated record